AUGUCCUCGGCACAUGGCCACGCCGACUCGCAAUCACCACAGCACGCCACAUUCGCACAAGGCCCCAGGUUUUCGCCGCCGAAAUCGCCUUCAAAAAGCACUUCUCCUGUACGCAAGCCGCUUCACGAGCGAUCGAAUUCGCAGACAAAUCAGUACUCGGGUCCAACCAUCCGCAUAGUCGAAGAUCCCGGCCAUGACAUCUAUCAGAAAUAUCCCGUACCCAGCGAACCCUCGCAGAUUCUCCCCCCACCCCGUCAUGCGCCAGGUUAUGGGUUUGAAAGACCGGAGAGGCUAGGACCCCGUGUUUCAGUUGGGAGCCAGGUCGCCAAUACAAUUGCCAAGUUCGAGGCCACCCGAGCACUAGCACCACAGCCUAUCCUGUCGCGAAAGAAGGGUUUCAGGCAUUCGGCCUCGACUAGCAUCUCGGAAGAGGAUACCUUCAUCUCGUCGUCGUUCUCUCCUUCGUCCACGAGAUUUUCACAGGGGAGCACCGCCCCGUCGUCGCCGCCACCAGAGUUUGACGACUUUGAAUCCAGCCUGGGAGUACUUGAAGAGGAACCCUCCUUUGAAAGGUCGAGGUCGACCAUCCGGGCUGUCCCUCCCUCUUCUUCUGGUGGAGAUUCGUCAGAGAGUCGCACCAGCGCAUUGACACUCAAGGCCUCUGCUGCACCUUUUGCCUCAACAGCCCUUCCUGCAUCGACACCUUCAAUAAGUAAUGCCGGAAACUUACCAAGUGUCACUGUCGGCCGACCCUUACCCGAACCGCCAACCCGAUCAACCGACUUGGAGACAGGGGGGUCAAUUGCGUUCACUAGUGACACUAACCAUCGCCAAACUGUACUGAAGUCCCAGCAAAGCACAGAAUCAAUCACCUUCUCUGAUAUUUCCUCCACUAGCAUCGAACCAAUCCAACCCGUAUCAUCACAGCCAUCGCCCACUCUUCAUGAAGCAAGCACAUCGACUUUCGCGAGCGGCAUUCGAGUCAAUUAUCCUAUUGUACGCGCGCCGUCGUCCAAUAGUUUGCGGGCCGAGUCCCAAAGACAACACCGCAUCGCGUCCCGGAUGCAGGACCGCUCAUUGGUGCACAACUGGAGCUCCCAGCUAUCGACCAUUGCCUCGGUAUCCGAACGCGACUCGCGAUCAUUUGUACGAAGCCCACGGACAUCCGGCGCGAGAUCACACUCACAAGAGAGCUAUGCGCAGAGGCGGACGUCGAACACGCGCCGGAGAGGACACACGGUGGGAAGCGGGACGUCAUGGUCACCGGCGGAAAGUGUUGUAUCAUCGGAAGCCAACACCGACCCUUCGGCAAUUCCCCGACCGCUGUUCUCCCCAGUCGGGAGACGCUCUUCGGAAGAAAGAGAUUACUACAACGAGCAUCUGGACACGAUUUCGCCAUUACCAUCAUCGGUGCCAUUGCGCAAGAAAACCUCGGGCUAUCUGCAGAGAUCAAGCAGCGAUGCUACAGAUUCGCGGCCGGGAUCCUCGCAGUCCAAUGUGUCCAGCUUCUUUAGCAGCAACAUCCCCAUGUGGGCAAAGGUGUACUACCAGAGAGGUGAACGUAUCUCAGUCGUGGCUGCUCCAGAGUCAGACUCUUCUGGAAGUAUCCGACUAGGAACUGCCCACAGCGGACGAUCACGUACCCCUUCAGAGAGCCACUUUCCGCUCAGCAUCUACCGCCCGCGCAAUCGUCCCCGCACCCGAUUGUCACACACAGACACCAUUUCAUUAGCCGACGACGCGCAAUCCAUCGAUGGGGGAGUUUACGAAGGAGGGGUGUACAUGGUUGAAGACCGAGGCCAAAUGUACGCGCUGAGUGCCUGGUCAACACCGCAUCUUCGAACCGACCAAAGAGGGCAAUUACGUUACAGCGCGUGGAAUGCGCCUUCAUUAGACGCGGAUGUUCAUCAAACCCUCUUUGGGCGUCAAAAUAGACAAGUCCUACUCUUCUGUAUAGGAUUUCUAUUCCCUCCUGCAUGGAUAAUUGCAGCUUUCCUCCCGUUGCCUCUCGAUCCCAACCAUGUCAUUACCCCUACACCCAGCCAGGCCGACAUAGAGCAGCAGUUCACGCAGACCGUAGCGCAAGCCGAUGACAAAGCCUUCCAAAAAGCGACUUGGUGGCGCAAUCUCAACCGCGUUAUGGCUGGAGUUGGGACACUGUUGGUUGGUGUCAUCAUCGCAUUAGCCAUUCUCGCAGCGAAGCUAUCUAACAAAUGA
Pyrenophora tritici-repentis Pt-1C-BFP is the source of this 2217-nucleotide messenger RNA. RefSeq names its product AF-4 multi-domain protein. The record is from RefSeq and is a predicted model, not a curated record. NCBI's taxonomy places the organism in Eukaryota, Fungi, Ascomycota, Dothideomycetes, Pleosporales, Pleosporaceae.